Phytophthora nicotianae INRA-310 is the source of this 177-nucleotide messenger RNA. RefSeq lists its product as hypothetical. The transcript has 2 exons. Lineage: Eukaryota; Oomycota; Peronosporomycetes; Peronosporales; Peronosporaceae. The record is from RefSeq and is a predicted model, not a curated record. The coding region runs from base 1 to 177 and encodes 58 amino acids.
AUGGAGCUUGUUGCCAAUGUGUUUUCGCAGUCUAUCCAGCAUGUGAUUGAAGAAGAUGGCAUCCUGGCAUCCGAGCGUAGAGACGGCAAGCUCGCCGCCAUAUUCAAUAUGGACCUGUUGGAAAUCACCUCUCACUCAGUGAGUCUUAUGCUCACGUCAGCUGAAGGAUCCCAGUAG